AUGGGAUUGCGUGCUGAUCAUGUUGCGGCAAUUCUGCUGGUCGCAUCUCCGUCAGCUGUUAUUGGGGUAGAUCUCGGCAAGAUACAGACAAUCACGGCAUCCUCCGCCUUCGACGAUUUCGCACGGAGCCAGUCGGCAUACUCAGCGGCGUCAAAGUGGCACACCAAACGUCUUGCGCAUGCACCUGAGGGCUCCAGGGCGCCGUACAUCGCCUGUGCCGACUACAAGCAGGGUCGCCACGCCAUGACUUCCUUAGAAACUGCUUUCACCGAAUCCGCCGUACACCGCGUCUCAAACACCGAGACUGACGGAUCCUGCUUCAUCGUGACAGCCUUGCCAUCGUCUGCCACCGCCAUGAUCAGUGCUCCUGAGGACUUCGCUCUACUCAGCGCGGCCCCGUUUCUGCCCUCCCUGAAGCUUGCCACCAGGCUGCUUGACCACGGCCCCGACACAUCACCGCACGUGGGCGCUGCCGAUGACUUCAACCUCUCGGACCUCUCGGCACCCCUGCGAUCGACCUACGGCGAAGACCGGAGCCAGUACGAUGUAACGCGUGUCCGAGAGUGGAGCAGGGCAGCGGCUGUGGUGGACAGCUUGGCAUCGAAGCGCGCUCAGACAUUCGGAGAGAUCUGCGGGUUCGGGAAGCUGAGCCUGCGUCAUGUUGCGGACGACCUCCUGCUUGUGGAAGGUAUGAACCACCUUCUGCCGGGCAAGAAGGCCCCUUCAGAGGCCAGAACGGCGUGCUACAUGGGGCUGCUUUCACAGCUGGCGGCCAAGCCUGAGGUUCUUCGCGUCUCCCCCCUUCAAUCGGCCAGUCUCUACAACGCUGUGGCCAAUGCGUUGGUGCAGAGCGCUACCACGACCGAGACGCCGCUCCUCGAUGCUGGAUUGGACGGCACUGGCGAAGUCAUCCAGGUGGUCGACACUGGAUUGGAUGAAACAUCGUGUUUCUUCGCGGACGAUGACGGACUCCAAGUUGAGCACGGCUUCUUGUUCGGCGGAGUUCGAGUGGAAGGCGAUGGCAACGUGUCGACGGUGCUGGGUAACUACUCUUUCCCGUUCGACAUGUCGCGCCGUAAGAUCGUGCAGUACAUCCAGAUGUUCAAGACGCCUGACCAAGGCAGCACCUCUAGCGGGCAAAACUCUUUCACCUACGCCAGCGACUACAUCCGCGACUACCUCGGCGACGCCUUCGACGACGAUGACAGCGAGUACAACUCGUACGAUGACUACAGCGGCGAGUAUUCCUCCGAUACAUGGAGCGAAGAGUCCUUCUGUGCACAAGUUCUUGACGACUUGUCGUACCACUUUAGCUCCCUUUUUGACGAUACUUCGUACUCCCCUUCUUCCGCUUCAUCGUCCAUCUCGUCCACCGGUGGGUUCGACAAAGACAUUGUUGGCGGCCACGGCACGUGGACUGCCGGAUGCGCGGCGGGGGCUAUUUCGGCCCAGUCCAGCCUCCAAGAAGAGGCUUGCUACGGCGACGAGCUCCCUGGAUGUGCCGGUGGCUGCAUAUCGGCUUCAGACGUCGACGCCAUGCUCGACAACGGCUCUUUCGACCUCGACGUCUUCUGCCCCAUGUACAACUGCGACGGGAAUACCGACAUCCCUUCCUCCGAAUGCCUGAGCGACGACCCAGUUGAAAAUCUGCAUCAACACGGCGGUGUAGCCCCCGGGGCACAGAUCUCCAUGCUUGACGCUUCGUACACGGGAUCGGAUAGUUUUGCCCUUUUCGCGGGAAACAUGUUAUGGUACUCGGCGAUGGAGACGGGUGCAAAAAUUCACUCCAACUCAUGGGGUUACGAUAUGCUCUGCCAACUCACAGAGAACGAGUAUUUGUACGACAGCUUUAUGUAUGAGAAUCCCGAACACCUGUUGAUCUUCGCUGCGGGAAACCACGGCGGCAAUGAAGACAUCCCGAACCACGAGGGCUGCACAAUUGGAUCUCCUGCCCUCGGCAAGAACAUCCUAGCUGUGGGAGCCACGUCCUCUGGUCCCUCUCGAGGAACCCGAACCGGAGAAGACGGGAACUUGGUAUACGAAGAGUUCGGCAUGACCGACUAUUCUCCAGAGGGAUACCCCUGGAUUUGCUUGUCCCCUUCUCUCGGGACGCCGUCCGCAUCGAUGGAGCCAGCGGGGGUCGAUACUGUCGCGUUUUUCAGCUCGCAGGGACCUACCCUAGAUGGGCGAAUCAAGCCUGACGUCGUUGCUCCGGGGGAUCAGGUGGCGUCCGCAUCAAGUGACGGAACCGAUGGACACAGCUGCCGACUGCUCGCCAACAUGGGGACAUCCGCUUCCUGCCCCCUGGUCGCCGGUGCCGCUGCCCUGGUUCGGCAGUACUUCAAGGACCCAUCGUUCUUCGCCAAGGAUGUAACGUCUCGGGGGGGCUGCGCCGAGCAUUCCUCGUCUUCCCAGUGUUCCGAGUUCGCCCCUUCUGCGGCGACCGUCAAGGCCAUGAUCAUCAACAGCGCGCACCUGAUGGGUGGCAGCAGUGAACCCAACGGACUUCGUGGUUUUGGCCGAGUACACCUCGAGGCGGGCAUGCCCAUGGACGGCGUUGGUGAAACCGGACUUCUCGUUGUCGAAGCAACCAUCGGUUCUGACGACGAAAUUACCGAGCUGGUCACCGUCGACGGGGAUGCUGGAGCGGAGCUCCGAGCAACGCUCGCCUGGCUAGACCCCCCAACGACGGCCUUGUCGGCCAAGCAGCUUCAGCACGACCUCGAUCUACAUGUGAUAGCCCCAAGCGGUGCCAAGUACACCAUGUGGGAAUCGGGCGCAGAUGACACGGUCAAUGUGGUGGAGCGUGUAAUCGUGCCCGUCGAAUCGAUGGAGAGCGGCGUGUGGAGCGUAGUCGUGUCGGCCAAGGGGCUGCUUACCGACGAACAGUCGUAUUCGUUGGUGGUCACGGGGGCUAUCUACAGCUCAAAGUAG
Molecule: messenger RNA, 2934 nt
Organism: Ectocarpus siliculosus
Lineage: Eukaryota; Phaeophyceae; Ectocarpales; Ectocarpaceae
Source: the annotation of a GenBank genome assembly